AGAAAUGCAUAGAUAGACACACCGAAGAAACAACCUUACCGAAUAGUGCGUUCCACAUCUUCCUUCUCUUUUAUGCCCUAAUUCCCCAAAAAACACCUUUGGUCUUCUCAUCUCUUCCCAGAUCCCGGUAAUUUAAAACAACCAAACUCCUUCGCCUUUUUCCUUCCCUUUCUCAGGAAAAUUAUUUCCCAAUUUUCUCGAGAAAGUUAGGGUUAUCGUGAAAAACAAAUUAGGGAAUUAUGAGUUUUCAGGACAUCGAAGCUGGCCGGCCUUUCGGAUCGAGGCGUGGAGCGAUCAAUGGAAAGCAAGACUCUACGCAAGCGGUGGCGGCCGGAAUAUUCCAGAUCAACACCGCCGUGUCCACUUUUCAGAGGCUCGUCAACACCCUCGGAACCCCCAAAGAUACCCCCGAGCUCCGUGAGAAGCUCCGCAAGACAAGACUACAUAUUGGGCAAUUGGUGAAGGAUACAUCAGCUAAACUUAAGCAAGCUAGUGACAUGGAUCACCAUGCUGAAGUUAAUGCAAGCAAGAAGAUAGCAGAUGCUAAACUUGCAAAAGAUUUUCAAGCUGUGUUGAAAGAGUUUCAGAAGGCACAACGUCUUGCUGCUGAGAGGGAAACAGCUUACACUCCUUUUGUUCCACAAGCAGCUCUUCCUUCCAGCUAUACAGCUAGCGAAAUAGAUGUUGGUUCUGAUAAGACUCCAGAACAGCGUACCCUUCUUGUGGAAUCCAGGAGGCAGGAAGUUUUGUUCUUAGAUAAUGAGAUUUCCUUCAAUGAGGCUAUCAUUGAAGAAAGGGAGCAAGGCAUGCAAGAAAUACAGCAGCAAAUUGGUGAAGUUAAUGAGAUUUUCAAAGAUCUUGCUGUGCUUGUCCAUGAACAAGGAGCCAUGAUUGAUGAUAUUGGCUCGAACGUUGAGAACUCCCACGCAGCGACUGCACAAGCAAAAUCUCAACUUACCAAAGCUUCAAAAACCCAAAGAUCAAAUUCGUCUUUGACAUGCUUGCUUUUGGUGAUAUUUGGCAUUGUGCUUCUCAUCGUGAUCAUUGUUCUUGCGGCUUAGUGAAAGAUUGUCUCUGCAUUCAUUAUGGAGUAAAUGCUGUAUUUACAGAGCAGCAGAUAGCAUCUCCCUUGCUGAUGAUUUCACUUGAGUGGUGUUUUACCGGGUCUCAUGAUUGACUGGAGCUUGUCGCAUCGUAUUUCAGUACAUGAUCUGGAGUAUAUCGUGAUUUUGUUGUGGAGGUGUCUAGUUUUCUUUUUAUGUUGGUUUUUGGGGUUUCAAGGCUGUGUCACGACUUGUGUAAGUUCUCUUGUUUUUUAAUAAAAAAUAUAUAUAUAUAUAUAUAUAUCAAUUCUUUGUUUUUCCUUGUAAAUGCAACUCUAAAAUUGUCAGUGCUGAUUCUUCUUCAGCAAUAACUUGAUUCAGGAUUAUCUUUUUUCUUUUUAGUGGUGUUCUUUUCCAAAAUUGGAAGCUACUGGUUUGUUUGGGUAGGUCUAAGGUUGUAUAUGGAGAAAAAAAUGGAUGCAUUCGAUGAAUUUAA
This is a messenger RNA of Gastrolobium bilobum, 1539 nucleotides long. RefSeq names its product syntaxin-22. Gene Ontology annotation, cellular component: membrane; SNARE complex; endomembrane system. The transcript is spliced from 7 exons. The coding region runs from base 240 to 1061 and encodes 273 amino acids. Lineage: Eukaryota; Viridiplantae; Streptophyta; Magnoliopsida; Fabales; Fabaceae. Gene Ontology annotation, biological process: vesicle fusion; vesicle-mediated transport; intracellular protein transport. Gene Ontology annotation, molecular function: SNAP receptor activity; SNARE binding. The record is from RefSeq and is a predicted model, not a curated record.